CUUACCUGUUCAUCUCUCUCCCGUUCUUCUUUCUCGCGACACAUGCCCUCCCACCCAAAACCCAUCUUUGUCUCUAUAUAGCUCUCUCUCUCUCUCUCUCAUGACCCUUCUCAAACCCUAGCUCUCUUCUUCAUGAUCUUAACACGAUCACAAUCCCAAAUCCCCACCCACCCGCCAAACUCUUCUUCAUGGGGAGAAACCGAACCACCCACCUCACUUCCUCCCCUCGCCGCUGCCUGAUUGCCGGACACUACUGCCAUGACGUUCUCAUCCGCGACGGCGUCGUUUUGGCCGAGACCCUCGGCGGCGCAGCUUCGUUUAUCUCCCACGUCUUCGAUGGCGUGUCCGUCACUUACAAUCUGGUGUCCAAAGUCGGGCCGGAUUUCGCUUACUCGGUCCACCGCGACCCGAUUGUGGUGCCCGAUUCCCGGACAACUCUGUUCCACGCGCAUUUUGAUUCCGGAAUCCACGGGGAGGGGCAGCAGGACCGGGUCCUGAAGCGGGUAAAUGCCUGCGACCCGAUUCGGCCCUCGGAUCUGCCCGAUUCCAGGUUUGAUUUCGGAAUGGUGGUUGGGGUUGGUGGCGAGAUUACGGUGGAGACGGUUGAGAAGCUGGUGGAGAUUUGUGGCACUGUGUUUGUGGACAUUCAGGCUCUGAUUCGGGUUUUUGAUGAGGUUGAUGGGUCUGUGAGGCUUGUGGGUUUGAAAGAGAGUGGGUUCUGUCACCUCUUGCCGAGAAUUGGGUUUAUAAAGGCGUCGGCGGAGGAGGCUCUGUAUAUGGACGUGGAGGAGGUCAGGAAGGUGUGCUGUGUUGUGGUGACGAAUGGGAAACGUGGGUGUAGAGUGUGUUGGAGAGAUGGGGAAGUGGAAGUUGGGCCGUUUCCGACGACCCAGGUGGAUCCAACUGGUGCUGGAGAUAGUUUUCUUGGUGGGUUUGUUGCGGGGCUUGUUAAUGGGUUGGCUGUGCCUGAUGCUGCAUUGCUUGGGAACUUGUUUGGGUCACUGACUGUGGGGCAAAUCGGACUGCCCAAGUUCGACUUGAGGAUGUUACAGAGAGUUCAGGAAGAGGUGCAGAAGAGAAAGGUACAGUGUCUCAGCUGGCACGAGAGAAUAGACGAGAAGUUCAGGUUUAUGAAUGUAGCAGGACAUGAACAAUUUCAUGAAUCCCUCAUAGCAGCUAAACAGAUACCAAGGUGCCUUCCUCUUGAAUGUGAAUGGGAUCUGCCAAGUUCUCCUUCCAGACCAGUGGAGCAGGGUUUGGGCGUCCUCCCCCAUUUCGCAACACAGCCAAAACUUCUACAUGAUUCCGUCUAUGAGGAGCCAAUUCGAACAGUGGACCUUAAACCAUGAAUUCUGAUAAGAGUAGUAUCAAACAUCCUCCCUCGUCUCUUUUUUUCUGUAUCAAAUAAUGCCUACUGUAGAAAUGUACUUGCGUAGCGCAAUUGCAGCCUGUAUGCCCCUCCGAAUGGCAAAGGGUGGCUUGAAAACUUUGCUUUGAUCAGAAAGGACAGGAAUUCCUUUCACUAAAGGAAUUCCACACUGUUAGCCUAUCACAAGAUUCCUCACGUCCCAGAACAUACUAGGUUGACAAGCUCUGAUUUCAUGCAAUAGAUUAGGAUACGCGUUAGCCAAU
Molecule: messenger RNA, 1632 nt
Organism: Fragaria vesca subsp. vesca
Lineage: Eukaryota; Viridiplantae; Streptophyta; Magnoliopsida; Rosales; Rosaceae
Exons: 2
Coding region: 189-1349 (386 amino acids)
Biological process (GO): myo-inositol hexakisphosphate biosynthetic process
Molecular function (GO): kinase activity
Source: RefSeq, a predicted model, not a curated record